Messenger RNA from Zychaea mexicana, 490 nucleotides. Its product is annotated as cytochrome c oxidase, subunit VIb. NCBI's taxonomy places the organism in Eukaryota, Fungi, Mucoromycota, Mucoromycetes, Mucorales, Lichtheimiaceae. The record is from RefSeq and is a predicted model, not a curated record. The transcript has 5 exons. Bases 143 to 391 code for a protein of 82 amino acids. Gene Ontology annotation, cellular component: mitochondrion; respiratory chain complex IV.
GCCGGAAAGAGAACGAGUCUACGUCACUUCUAGCAACCGCUCGCCCGCUGUCCGGGGUUGAAUAAGUCCAAACAGCUAAAAAAAUUUCGUUUCGAUUUUGCACUGCGAACACCCCUCUCUCUUUUCCUAUCUUCAUUACACCAUGUCUGACGCUGCUGACGUUAAGUUGACCACCGCUGGUUUCGACGCUCGUUUCCCCAACACCAACCAGACCAAGCACUGCUGGCAAAACUACGUUGACUACUUCAAGUGCAUCAACGCCCGUGGUGAAGACUUUGCUCCCUGCAAGCAGUUCUACAGAGCCUACCACAGCUUGUGCCCUAACGAAUGGAUCGAAAAGUGGGACAACCAACGUGAGGAAGGCACCAACCCCUCAAACAUGAACGUCUAGAUUUCUUCUUUUAUGAAUUGAAAUGAAAGAAAAAAAAAGAAAAGCCUAUGCGUCAUUGCAUAAAUCCUUUUUCUUGUUUGUGAAUUAAUGAUUGAUAUG